AUUUAAUUUAUCAAUCUCUGGGUUAUAGGUUUGUGUCAGCAGACCUGACUAAUAUUGACUUGGACCAAAGGAAGUCUGGUUAUUUUCUGAAAGAGAAACACCAGCAUUGGAUUCAUCCUACAAACAGUGCUGUCUGUCUUGAAGGCCUGGUGAAAAGGAACAUGACCCAAAAGUGUUGCAGUAACAGCCAGUGUUGAAUGACGGUGCCCCCUGGUUCCUCCAUACUGUCCAAUCGCAGGCCAGUCUUGAGUUUCUAGUUACUUCAGUUGCUAUGGAGAUGAUUCCUCAACACCUCACACCAAGUUUUCACAUCAGAUCUCCACACUGGACGAGUGUUAAGUCUACCACACUUUAUUCUGGCAGAGUUGUGUACUUUUCAGACUUCCAACAGCUGAUCCGUGCAGAGGAGUCCACUCAUGCAGGUCCAGUCGGUUCCACUUGGUUCUGUCACCAUCGGUCCCAGGUCCUGGCGGGAUGACACGAUCAGCUCCAUCCGACGAGCCGAGCGCCUGGUUCGGCAGACCCGGCCCGGUGCGUCAGGGUCAGGAUCAGGGUCCACCGGAGCCCGAGUCACCACCACCAGCAGCAGCCGCAGCAGCAGCAGGCGGCCCCGGAGCUGCAGCGCCGCCGCAGGUUUCACCCCGAAACGCACCGAAGACGCGACGGAAACAGCCGAAGAUAAGAUCAUAGAAAAGGAAAGUGAAGAAAGUCCUGAGACAUUGUGUAAGAAUAAGACCUCAAGACCCCAAACUACUGGACCCAUGUUCCCUGAAUGCACCCAGAGGACAUCUGCCGUCCCGUUUCCUCCAACCAGUUUACGUGAACAGUGCGCCGGGGCCAGUGUCGCCGUGGCCGCUGAGUACAUGAGGAAGGUGCGUGAGGUGGAGGGUCACCUCCGCAGACAGGCCGGCAGGGUGACCCAGGAGGGCGUCAAGCUGGAGAGGGAGAGGGGCCACCUGGAGAAGAUGCUCCGCAACAUCAGGACCAACCUGAGCAUCAACAGGAGGAGCUCAGAGGGGAGGAGCAGGAGGCCGCCCACCGCAGAGACGCAAAGGGACGGCGCUGAUUAUUUGUUGGCGUGCGAGAAGCGUGAGCUGGUCCAGCUGAAACAGGAUCUGGAGGGAGUCCUGAGGAACACUCUGACCCAGCUCCAGGCUCUGGCUCAGAGCAGGCGACAGCUGCUGGACUCUGCUGCUGAAAGGGCUCGAGUCCUGGAGCUACUGCCUCAUAGUGGAUCUGCAGGACGAUCCAGAUCUGCUGCUCAGACCUUCACCAAAACAGACCCCAUCAGCCCCUUCACACCAGAGUGUAAGCAGGUGUUGGACUCAUCAUCCUCAACUGUCAAACAGUCCCAGCUGCUGAGAGAAAACAUCAGGCAGAUGUUAACCAGCGCCAUCUGCAGGCAGGAAGCUGCACAUCAGGCUGUGAACGACGGUCUGGUGAAGAAAGUAGCAGAAACCAUCAGUCUGCAGCAACGCCUGACGUUAAUGUCUGCAGCCACGAGGCAGGCCAUGUUUCGCAAGCAGAGGGAAAUUAACUGCAUCGACCACAGCCACGGCCGAGCACAGGGUCCAGAGUACAGUGGAGACAUACUGUCCAGAGAGAAACUCAACAGGCCCAUGGUGCAAGUUUACCAGAGACACCCAGGGACGCAGUUACCUGAGGCUGUUCAGCUCAUACAGGGCAGUGCGGUGCUGAGACGAUGCCUGACGUCCACUGAAGGCGAGCUGGUCCGGCUGCAGGACACGUGUCUGCAGCUGGUCCACAACCUGCACGGCAAGAGGACGGCGGCUCAGGUGGACUCAGCUGUGCUUCGAAUGAGACGACAGCAGGUGGACAAGAGGGCUGUCCCGGCUUUUCUCCAACAGGAGGCGCACAAAAACCAGCUGGCCUUGUCUUGUGUUCAAUAAAGUAAGAAAAGACCCUGCAGGAGGAUGGACCCUGAUAGUGCAUAACAUGAUGUUUGUUAUUCAUGUCAGGUUGAGCUCAUUUGGUCUACUUUGUACUGUUGGGUAUUUAUAGAACAUAGAGCAGGGAUGUCAAACAUACGGCCUGUGGGCCAAAACCAGCUCGCCAAAGGGUCCAAUCCCGUCCAAGGGAUGAAUUUGUGAACAGUCACAAGUGUCGAACUCAUUUUAGUUCAGGGU
Messenger RNA from Sphaeramia orbicularis (orbiculate cardinalfish), 2147 nucleotides. RefSeq names its product tektin like 1 (gene tektl1). Bases 417 to 1910 code for a protein of 497 amino acids. The transcript is spliced from 9 exons. The record is from RefSeq and is a predicted model, not a curated record. Lineage: Eukaryota; Metazoa; Chordata; Actinopteri; Kurtiformes; Apogonidae.